Cricetulus griseus (Chinese hamster) is the source of this 428-nucleotide messenger RNA. The record is from RefSeq and is a predicted model, not a curated record. NCBI's taxonomy places the organism in Eukaryota, Metazoa, Chordata, Mammalia, Rodentia, Cricetidae.
UUUUAUUGUUUUAAUUCUGUUUUUCUCUUUUUGAUUCCUCAGUUUCUUUAAUAGCAUUUACCACUAUGGCUUUAUUAACAAUAAUGGAAUUCUCAGUGUAUCAAGAUACCUGGAUGAAGUAUGAAUAUGAAGUAGACAAGGAUUUUUCUAGCAAGUUGAGAAUUAACAUUGACAUCACCGUCGCCAUGAAGUGCCAGUAUGUUGGAGCAGAUGUUCUGGAUUUAGCAGAGACCAUGGUUGCAUCUGCAGAUGGUCUAUCUUAUGAACCAGCAGUAUUUGACCUUUCACCCCAUCAGAGAGAGUGGCAGAGGUAAAGUGUGAACAGUGUCAUCACCAGAGAAACCUAGACCACUUUUGUUUGCUGGAAUCUAUGCAUAUUUUAAAGUAUUUUAGUACAUAAACAAUCCUUAUGACCUCAAAAGCUAUCA